AUGGUUGAUGAGAUCAGGGUCAAGCUUAUGGACCAAAUGUGUAAACGCCGCGAGGACUCUGCUAACUUAAUGAAUUGGCGUCAAACUCUAUGUCCAGAAUAUGAAGCUCUGCUCCACGACAACAAGAUGCAUGGAUGUAACUACCAAGUCACCAAGUCAUUUGAAUAUGUGUUUGAAUUUCAUGCUUCAUUAACACAGACAGUCGAUUUGAAAAGAAGAGCAUGUUCUUGCAACCGUUGGCGUAUUGACAGUUUCCCGUGUGCCCAUGUUGUCUGUUGUAUCAUGGUGAAUGGAGAAGAUCCUUACAAGUAUGUUGAACACCACUUUACAGUAAAGUUCUACCGAGAAUCAUAUAAACAUGCAAUCAAUCAUGUUCCCACAGUCGAAAAUCCCGUGACAGUGUCUCCAAAAUCGAUGGUUUUUGGUACGAAUAAUGGACCACAACCAGGACGUCCAUCGAAGAAGAAGAGGAUUCCUAAUACAGUUUCAGUUCCCAAUAACAAGAUGAGAACCUGUGGUUCCUGCAAGGUUUUGACCACCCAUAAUAAACGGACAUGCCCUUCUCGUCAGAUUUCAUGA
Molecule: messenger RNA, 579 nt
Organism: Papaver somniferum (opium poppy)
Lineage: Eukaryota; Viridiplantae; Streptophyta; Magnoliopsida; Ranunculales; Papaveraceae
Exons: 1
Coding region: 1-579 (192 amino acids)
Molecular function (GO): zinc ion binding
Source: RefSeq, a predicted model, not a curated record